AUGGCAACAUUCAAUGAUCCGUUAGGCCAAGUACAAGAUGUAAAACGGUGUCAGCUUUGUCCUGGAAAAGACAGAAAAUCUGCUGCUGAAACUUGUUGCAAUUCCUGUCAAGUUAACCUAUGUAAAAUCUGUGUAGGAAACCAUGUUAUAUCUGAUCCUGACAUGAAACACGAUGUUGUCACUUUCAAAUUUAAAAAAUCUGAAGUCAUACCACCCCAGUGUAGCUUCCAUGACGAAGAAAAAUGUGACAAAUUUUGUGAACAGUGCGAUUCUCCAUUCUGUCUGAAAUGCCUCAACUCUGGAGCACAUAAAAGUCACAAUGUCCAGUCAAUUUCUGAAAUAUACAAGUCCAGACAGGACAAAAUUACAAAAGACAAUCUAGAACUUGAAACUGAAAUCGCACCGGUGUAUGAUGCAAUUUUAUCUGAAAUAGAAACAAUGACAUCAAAUGUCCUCCAACAACAUGAAGAUAGAACUCAAUCAAUAAAAAAUCUUGGUGAAAAAUGUCAUAGGCUUGUAGAAAAUGUCAUCAGAAGAUAUGCGAAUGUUUUGAAAGAAAGAUACAGUCAAGAUAAUAAAAACUUGUUGACGUUAAAAAGCGAGUUCCAGAGGCUACAAUCCUUAAUACAGUCAGCUAUAGACGAAAACAAAUCCAUUCUAUUUUCCAUGGAUUCAUCCAAACUUAUCCAUUAUAUUUCCAGAAAUGAAGACUUUAUCAAUAUACCACCAACGUUUGAACUAACAGUUCCAAAUUUUACCCCAGUUGAGAUUACAGAACAAGUACUGUUUAAAAUGAUUGGUGAAAUUCCAGAGACAAUUAAAUCUAACAUUCAAGGAGAAGUAAUUAGAGUUGUUCAACCCAUAGUACAAGUACAUUCCAGAAAACCAGACAAGAAUUUCAUUGACGAACCUCAAGUAAUAAGAACCAUAACCCUUGGUAAUGGUAAAAAUUACAGAAUAGAGUGUAUUCCAAACACAAACGAAUUUUUUAUCUUUUGUGAAAGCCAAGCCAUCUAUCAUAUGAACAUAGAGGGUAAAAUAUUGGAUUCUAUCUAUUCUGGGCCCAGAAAAAUGCCAUUAGACUUGGCAGUAACAAAAGAAAAAUAUUUAGUAUAUAUCAAUAGCUGGAUUCAAUGUAUAAUAUUAAGAAAGAGCAACAAAGAACAGAGUUUAAUUUCACUUCAUAAUUGGAAUCCAUUAGCGAUUUGCUUUACCUCCACAGGUGAAUUACUGGUUGCUAUGAGAUCGGCAUAUCCAUAUAAUGACCACGGGCAUUGUAAAGUAGUCCGUUACAGUGGCUCUUCAGCCGUGCAAGAAAUACAAUACGUUAACGGAGACGAAUUUUUAUAUGGUAGUCCAAGGUUUAUCGAAGAAAACAAAAACUUUGAUAUAGUGGUGAGUGAUUCCGUUCCAGACCAGGUGGUCGUAGUGGAUAAGAUGGGCAAGUUAAGAUUUAAAUACAAAGGAAAUUUUCCAUCAAAAUCGAAAUUCACGCCGUGUGGUAUAACCACAGAUAGCUUGUGUCACAUUUUGAUUGCUGACCUAAGUGAACAUGUUAUACAUAUCAUCGAUCGGAACGGAUACUUUCUCCUGUAUAUUUCAAACUGUCAAUUACAAGAACCAUAUGACCUUAGUAUAGAUAGCAAUGAUAAUUUGUUUGUUGCUGAGCUCGGGACUGGAAAGGUUAAGAAAAUAAAGCUGUUUGAAUAA
This is a messenger RNA of Saccostrea cuccullata (small rock oyster), 1710 nucleotides long. RefSeq lists its product as uncharacterized. Gene Ontology annotation, molecular function: zinc ion binding. The record is from RefSeq and is a predicted model, not a curated record. NCBI's taxonomy places the organism in Eukaryota, Metazoa, Mollusca, Bivalvia, Ostreida, Ostreidae. The transcript has a single exon. Bases 1 to 1710 code for a protein of 569 amino acids.